AUGCCAGGAGUUACCCAGUGUGAAAGUCAAACUGUCCUGGCCAAAGCCAGUCCCACCAGAAAGAACCGCCUAUCUCUACGCUUCUUCCAGAAGAAAGAAACCAAAAGGACUUUAGACUUUGCCGAAACACCGCAAACCGAAAGCCAGAAUGUAGAGGAGAAAGAGCCCGACGUCUCUGACCAAGUAGUACCUGCUGCUCAGUUAUCCCCUCCUGUCUGCUGUGUGAAGAAAGAAAGCCUAGUUCCAUUCGUAGGCUUCAACAACCUCGGCAACACAUGCUACCUGAACAGCAUUCUUCAGGUUUUAUGUUACUGCCCCGGGUUCAAAAGCGGAAUUAAGCACUUGUGUGAUGUUAUUUCCAAAAAGAGGGAGACUUCAAAGGAUGACAAUGAACAGGUGCUUGAAAAGGAUGGUGCGAAGGAAGACUUGCCAGCCAGCUAUGAGGUUAUCUGCAGUCUAAGCUCUUUGGUUCACUCUGCUGAACACCUACAGCUUGGCUUUCUUUUGAAUCCAGAAAAUUAUGACUCCGAACUUGCUGCUCAGCCAAGAAGACUCCUCAAUACAUUAAGGGAACUUAAUCCUAUGUAUGAAGGAUAUCUUCAGCAUGACGCACAGGAGGUCUUGCAGUGCAUAUUGGGGAACAUACAGGAAGCUUGUCAGGCUCUCAAAAAGGAAAGGAAAAGCUUACAAGAAGACACAGCCAAAUCCCAGCCUGAAAAAGGAUCCAAGCCUUGUGAAACCCCAGCUGCCACCUUGGAGAAGGUUCGGAAUGAUUCUUCGUGUGCAGGAACUGAGACUGAAACAAGUGUAAAUGGGAAGAGAAAGAAUGAGAACGAAGUUGGUAAUGCAAAGAAAAGGACAAAGCUUUCCAAAGAGCCAUCUUUGGAGGAGCAGAGGGUGACCCGAUCUAAGAGGAAGUCCGAUAAACAAGAUGACAAAGUGGAUGGUUCAAAAACUGCUAGUGAAGGCUCUGCUUCCAAUCCUACUCAAAAGAAAUCGAGGUUAGGCCUGCACUGGUUGAAGUCUGGCAAACAGCCUAGUAUUCUAUCCAAGUUCUGUAACUUAAGUAGAAGCUCCAGCACAUCACCUAAAAGUCCUCCGGCUGAGCCCCAGACCCAAAUUAUAAAGCCAGAGCUUGAGAAGACAGAGAGAGAGAAACCAGUGAAGGAUGAUGACUGCAAACAAGAGGAAAGCAAAGAUGCGGAGACUUCCCUGGAUGAGUCAAGUGAGUUGGAACUGGUGGAGAAAUUGUUCCAGGGCCAACUGGUGCUGCGUACCCGCUGUCUUGAGUGCGAGUGUUUCACUGAGAGGAGGGAAGAUUUCCAGGAUAUCAGUGUGCCUGUGCAAGAAAAUGAUCCCCCCAAACUGGAGGAGAACUCGGAUAUCUCUCCUGAUCCCAGAAUGGAAAUCAAGACCUUGAAAUGGGCCAUAUCCCAGUUUGCGUCGGUGGAGAGAAUUGUCGGAGAGGAUAAAUACUUCUGUGAAAACUGCCAUCAUUACACAGAAGCAGAGCGAAGCCUUUUGUUUGACAAGAUCCCGGAAAUAGUAACCAUCCAUCUGAAAUGCUUCGCUGCAAACAGCUCAGAAUUUGACUGCUAUGGAGGCCUCUCUAAAGUGAACACGCCUUUGUUGACACCAUUACAACUGUCUCUAGAGGAGUGGAGCACCAAGCCGUCCUCGGACGUCUAUGGUCUGUUCGCGGUAGUAAUGCACAGUGGAGUGACGAUAAGCAGUGGCCAUUAUACCGCAUAUGUAAAACUUGAUGACCUCAAUAACUUUGAACUCAACCAGAUCAAAUUCCCCGGCGAGCACCACGACAUCGCGAAGACCGAACCCUUAACUCAGGAUGUCCAAACCUCCGACGAAAACCACGACGGCGAAACCUCAUUCCGAGCCAAUACCAACCUACCAUCGAAUAGUAAAGUAAAUAAAAAGGGGACGGAUGCCGUUGGACUUCUUGGCGGCCAAAAAAGUAAAUCUGACUUUGAGCAGCUGCCAACACCCAAGACGCCUAAAGCCGAGCGAGUUUCGGACGAUAAAGGAUUAUCCGACGCCAAUGGUGACCUCCAUUUGGAUAGCGAGCAGAAAGUACAGUCUUUUUCAGAUGGACUCUGCUCCAGUAAAUCCGCUGCCCAUUUGUUACAAAUUCUAAAGGAGUACGAGGGCAAAUGGCUGCUUUUUGAUGACUCUGAAGUGAAGGUCACAGAAGAAAGGGACUUUCUGGCUACGAUUUCCCCCUCCACUCAGUCUACAUCCAAUCCCUAUCUGCUCUUCUACAGACGGCUGGCGGAGUAG
Staurois parvus is the source of this 2295-nucleotide messenger RNA. The record is from the annotation of a GenBank genome assembly. Lineage: Eukaryota; Metazoa; Chordata; Amphibia; Anura; Ranidae.